UUUUCCUCUUCAUCCACGACGACCCUAAAUUCACUUGUUCAUAACUUCUACGAUAACCAUCUUAAUCCUCUCAAAUUCACCAAUUUCUCGCUAAAUCAAAAGAUAACCAAUUUAUCCUCAACUCCCUUAGAUCUCUCUUUAUCUCACAGAUCAUUCUAUCACACAUACAUAUACUUACCAAAAUCACAGUUAUUCCUUAAAUUACCCAAGAACCCUCUAUAUUCCAAAUUCUUGGUAUCCAUCCUAUUCUCCCCAGUCUGUAUUUCCCUCUUAAUUCAAUAUCCUUCGUAUUUUUCCGCUUUAUCCAAUAUUGUUUUGAAAACCAAAACCACCCUCUCCCCCGAUAUCUCUCCUAAUCCUCUCAUUUAUCCCUCUAAUUCCCUCAGUUUUAAAUUUUCUAACAGCCCUACUAAUCUUCAAAUCUGCAAUUUCAUUGAAAAUUUCCGAUCUCUAUAUCACCUUUAAACACUACUAAUGAAAAGAUCCCUUAAUUUCUUUUAAUCUACUCUAACCCUCAAAUUCCCGAUAUCGCCCUUAAUUCUCAGAAAUUUAUAUCUCAUAACUCCGCCUCUUAAUCAACGAAAAGCAAAACAAACUAUUCAGCUUUAAAAUCCUUGAUAUUACUCUUUUUUAACCAAAAAUCCGAUAAUACUCUUUAUCCCAAAAGCCCCCUAUCACCGCUACAUAACACUCGAUAUUCCUCACGUUAUUCCAAAUCUAUAUCUCUUAAUCCUCAUAUUCCCUAAUAGACAACAAAAUAACAUUUCAUCACUUGAAUUAUAACCUAAUAUAGAAUCUUAAUAUUUUUUCUCUAAAUGCCCCGUUCGCUUUUUUUCACACAAAAGGCACAUUUUAUCCAGAAUCAAACCGAUAUCUACCCUAAUCAUAACAUAACCCUGCUUAAAAUACCCUCUUCAAUUCUUUUUAUCCCUUUCCAAAUCCCACGAUCUUCCUUUUUAUCCCCUGAUAUCAAUCUUUGCCCCCUUAAACCAAUGAUAUCUCCACUCUCUUGAGGAGAACACUCAAAUCCUCUUUUUUC
Messenger RNA from Meloidogyne enterolobii, 1039 nucleotides. NCBI's taxonomy places the organism in Eukaryota, Metazoa, Nematoda, Chromadorea, Rhabditida, Meloidogynidae. The record is from the annotation of a GenBank genome assembly.